AUGACGAGAAGCGUCCAUUAUGUCUCCAGUCAGGAUGCUGGCUUUGAGAAUCUCCCGAUCUUUCCAACGGGCUACUUGGCCUUCAGGCUCCUCCAGGUUGCCCUCGCCGUAUCACUCCUCGUCAUCUGCGCGUGGGCCAUGAUCUUUAUGGUCACUUGGUCUCACAUUUACAUGCUCGUCUAUCAGUACGCCUCACCGAAGGAGCUCCACGUCGACUAA
Colletotrichum chrysophilum is the source of this 219-nucleotide messenger RNA. RefSeq lists its product as uncharacterized. The transcript is spliced from 2 exons. NCBI's taxonomy places the organism in Eukaryota, Fungi, Ascomycota, Sordariomycetes, Glomerellales, Glomerellaceae. The record is from RefSeq and is a predicted model, not a curated record. Bases 1 to 219 code for a protein of 72 amino acids.